AUGGUAACCUUGGACUGCUCCGGGGACUUCAGGAUCAUCUUGGAGGUUGUGGCAGCUUCUGCCCACCAUCGAGACGGUGACUCGAGGUCGACAGCGAACCUGAUGCUACUUGGCGACGGAAGAGAUGCCACCGUCGUGACCGGCAGCAAGAAUGUGCACGACGGCAUCACAACAACCCUCAGGUCUGCAACCUUCGAGUCCACUAACAUGUUUUUGAGACAAAAUAAGAUGGUUGAGGUUAGUCCAUCAAAUCAUGCACAUGGUUGGCAUUGUUUGAAUGACUUCUCCAGCCUCUCCAAUCACUACGACGUCCCCAUGCAAGCAUUCAUCUUUGACUGCCUCGUUCUCGAUCUCCUCCGCCUUGUGCUUGCAGUCAUCACCGGCAACGUCAUGACGUUCGAGAACACAGCCGGACCGGAGAAAAACCAAGCCAAGGGCUACCAAGCCACAGUCAUCUACCGCUGCGGAUUCAAGGGCUACCAAGGCACUCACUAUGUGCACUCGCAGCGGCAGCUCAUCUACGGCACCGUCGACUUCAUCUUCGGCGACGCGGUAGCCGCUCUCCAGAGCUGCAACAUCUUCGUCCGUGAUCGUGCAGGGACGGGCCGACCCCAACACAAUAACACGGGCAUAUCGAUCCACUGCUGCAUCGUCGUCAUCCCCGCCGUCGACCUCAAACCGGUGCAGGAACGCCUUCAAGACCUACCUCGGCCAUGGCGGAAGUAUUCGAGGACCGUCUUCAUGAAGACGUCGUUGAGCAGCCUGGCUGAUCCGCCGGGUGGCUCCAGUGGAACGGAAGCUUUGCACUGA
Musa acuminata subsp. malaccensis (wild Malaysian banana) is the source of this 810-nucleotide messenger RNA. NCBI's taxonomy places the organism in Eukaryota, Viridiplantae, Streptophyta, Magnoliopsida, Zingiberales, Musaceae. The record is from RefSeq and is a predicted model, not a curated record.